AUGCACGACUCAUUCACCGAUCUCGGCCCUCCGCCGCCGUACAGCCUUGAGCCGCUCCGCCCGAGCAGGUCGACGCCAAACCUCCGGCAGCAGGCAGCUUAUCAUUCCCAGACUUCCGAAUACGCGGCUUUUCCCGGCAUCGAUGUCAAUGGCCGUUUGCGAUGCCCGUCACCAGGACCACCUCGGAUGCAAUCAUACACCACGCAUGACCCCGUGCCAUCAACGCCCACUUAUGUCCCUUACCGACCCUAUUCCCCUGCAUCUCACCAAUCACGACCUUCAAGCAGGCACACACAAAACCCUUCAGCAUUACCAGGGCCGCCUCCCACGUCAGGCUGGAAGCCGCAGGUCGCAGUCCAUACCCAAGAGCUUCGCUUACACAACCAGACCUUCCCCUUGAGCCGCCGGGAUCAGGGCCAGGAAAGCCUCAGGGUUGCAACGCAAGCACCCACUCUCCCUACGAGGCCUGAACUCCUCACGGCGACCUCUGAACCUAUCCCAGCUUCCUCCCAGGCUGCCUCCAAGGACAAGAAUUUCCUCCAGAAUGCGUUUGACGAGACGGUCUUCUUCGCUGGCGGUCUCCUCCCACACCCUUCGGAGUCUACACGCCACUUCUCCAUCCUCCGCCACUCGCCUGCCCUCGUCUGGUAUCGCGGGCCGUCAACGACUGUUACCAUUACCAUCUUCUCGGACGAGCCACUUCCAUCAACGCGCUCCAUCUGGCUCCAACGAAAGGGCUACUCGGGCAACACAGGCAUGGCUCUCAAAUCCAUGCUGGGCACCACGACCUCCUGGCUCGACGUGACCCCCUCCGCCGCCGCUCCUCUGUCAUCCGUGCCGGCCACGGACGAACGCGCCUAUCAGCGCGACAUGGCCAAGUUUGCCAAAAAGGCCUCCGGCAACGCCAAGAGACACCUGGCCCGCGAAACGCACGUUGUGCGCAUCCCUGCCGCCGCCGAAGACGGAUACUUCCGCCUAGUUCUCUGCUCUGGCAGCGAGUCUGGCAAGAAGAAGACGCUCUGUCCCUCGCCCGUCUUUCGCGUCGCCAGUACCUCUACCGACGCCAGCAUGGUCAAGGGCGCCAGCCUUGCCACCAUGCCCAUCGAGCUGGGCGUCAAGGUCGGCAGCACCAUCGCCUCCAACGUUGUCAACCGCUACGUCGGGCCCGCCCGCAUGGCUGCUACCGCUGCCACCACAGGCGUCGUGCGUCGCGUCGAGAAGAAAGGCUUCGUUGCUGCCCGCGCCCGCGAGGUCGCCAUGGCCAAGGCUGGCCUGCGCACGCAUGUUUCUUCCAUGGAGACGCGGUACGCCGGCAGCCGCGGCGCCGGAUAUGCCGCCCUGCAGGCGGAGGACCUGCUCCUGGACGGGGCCCCGCCUGAGGUCGUUGGGCCGGAUGAAGGUCCCGCGUCGCCGUUUCCCAUCAAGUUUGAUGGCAAGGUCUGCCGAGGAACAGGCCGAGGUGGUAUGGAGCUCGGCGUGCCCACGGCCAACCUGGGCGACGUGCCCGAGGACAUUCGCCUGCGCAUGCGCGGCGUGUACAUGGCUUGGGCGUGCAUCGUGCCGAGGCCAGGUCUGCCGGAGACGCUGUCGGCUGACUGGCACGAAGCCAUUGUGACGGUCGGGCCCUCGCCGUACGCGACGCCGAGCAUCGUGGCCAAGAACCUUGUGACUGUGCACUUCAUCCACGAAUUCGGGGGUGUCAUGUUCUACGACGCGCGGGUCAAGGUCCUCAUCAUGGGCCAGCUGCGCCGCGGUGGCGCGAGCAUCGCCGACGGCAUUGACGAGGCGCUCGGCGCUUACGCGAGCGAUGUCAUGGUGACGGUGGCGAGCCUCAGCCGCGACAACUGGGAGCCCCAUGAAACGAGAGAGCGGAUGAAGACACUCAAGAGCCAGAGAACCUUUGCCGAAAAGUACAUGGACGCAAGGGACAAGGUGCAAAAGCAGGUUGAUCGAAUCCCCGUCCACUGGGCGGGUGUUCGGACUGAGGGCGCUGCCAUGAGAGAUCAGGCAAUGGGACCUGGGGGCUUCUGGAUUGCGCGUUAA
Messenger RNA from Verticillium dahliae VdLs.17, 2043 nucleotides. Its product is annotated as riboflavin kinase. NCBI's taxonomy places the organism in Eukaryota, Fungi, Ascomycota, Sordariomycetes, Glomerellales, Plectosphaerellaceae. The transcript has a single exon. Gene Ontology annotation, cellular component: mitochondrion. Gene Ontology annotation, molecular function: riboflavin kinase activity. Gene Ontology annotation, biological process: riboflavin biosynthetic process; FMN biosynthetic process. Bases 1 to 2043 code for a protein of 680 amino acids. The record is from RefSeq and is a predicted model, not a curated record.